This is a messenger RNA of Entamoeba invadens IP1, 981 nucleotides long. RefSeq lists its product as hypothetical. Gene Ontology annotation, biological process: GPI anchor biosynthetic process. NCBI's taxonomy places the organism in Eukaryota, Evosea, Mastigamoebida, Endamoebidae. Gene Ontology annotation, cellular component: endoplasmic reticulum; membrane. The record is from RefSeq and is a predicted model, not a curated record. The transcript has a single exon. Bases 1 to 981 code for a protein of 326 amino acids.
AUGGUAUGGAAACCAAAGAUAAUGAUGUGGGAAACCAAUUUUGUGAGUAGUCGGCAAACAUUAAUUCGUGAUAUUAAAACAAUGGAUUACCGUUCACAUAUCCAAAACACAAUUCGGGUAGUUUUAGACCAUCUUUUAGGUGGAGUGAUGUUUUGCAUCUUGUUGCGGUAUAACGUUUUUGCUCACUUUUUCCCUGUGUUAUUCAAAUUAGACAAUUUCAUUGAAAAUACAGUGAGAUGGUUUAUUACAUACCCCGCAGGGUUUAAGUUCAACGAGAAUUAUAACAACUUCUUGUCAUCACUGUCACUCUUCUUCCUUCACUUCUGGAAAAAUGGACUCUUAUUUUUAAGAGGGCCAGUACUGGUGAUGUUCAAUGUAGUCCAAAUCCUCGUUUUGUUUUGUGGAUUCACAUCGCUUGUAGCGUUUUUGGUUGACUUGAUCUCUGUCAUAUUCUUCCCUGUACAAAUGCUCUCUGUGUUCUUUGGAGGGUUAGAAAGAGCACACUUCUCACUCAUUGUUUCGCUCUUUCGAGUAUUCAUGGGGUCAAAAUAUAACCCAUUACGAAAGAGGGUCGAUACCCUUGUGUAUGAACAAGACAAUUUCCUCCUCGGUAUUCUCUUCUUUGUUCUCCUCAUCUUCUUCUUGCCAUGUAGUUUUAUCUACGCAUACUACUUUUCUAUUCUACUCACACUCGUCACUUACACACAAAGAGCUUUCAUGCUCUCAUCAGUGGCAAUUACCGAACUCCCCGUCAACGACUUUUUGUCGAUGUUUGAUAAUAAGUACAUCGACAAUCCACCAAAACUGGAGGAGUACUCGAUGAGGAAAAAUGAGGGCAAAAUUGUGUUCGACACAUGCUUUGAGAAUUAUUCUGUCAGAGGAGGGAAGACACUGUACUUCAAACCUGAAAUCUUCUGCGAGUACAAACAAGCACUUCUCGACACGUUCAAGGACGAGGAAGACAUCACCGAAGAAAAGUGA